AUGUUGCGUUCGCCGUCUGGACGAUAUGGUUCUGAUCCAAACCUAAACGAUUCUAGUUUUGUGUUACGGAAGCGUAAACACGACGAUGAGUUUACUGACCUAUUUAACAAGUUUACUGCAAAUAUUACCUCCAAAUUAGCCGCAUGGAAAGAUGAGGUCACUAAUGAGAUAUCUAAGAUUAGUACUAACAUAAACACAGUAAGAGAGGAUAUCUCAGAACUAAAGGAAGCAUCCCAAGAAUUUAAGACGGAGAUUGGAAAAAUUCGGAACGAUCACCAAGAAAUUAAAAAAAUUACUCAAACUCUGAACGACGAACACAUUAAAUUGAACACGGAAAUGGACUUAAUAAGGAAUUCUAUCGAAUUUCACAGUGCUCAAUGUGAAGAUCUUAACAAGAAAGUAAAUUUAUUUUCGGAUGAUAUUAAAAACAUUGUCACAUUGGAAUCAAAAUUGAUUGCUAUACAAAAUGAAAAUAGACAAUUGAAACAGCUGAUAAACUCUAAUGAUCAACGUGAAAGACUUUUAAACCUUGAAAUUGUGGGUAUCCCAGAAACAGCCAAUGAACACCCAACUAACAUAGUAAUUAACUUAGCAAAACUAGCAAAUGUGGAUAUAAUACCUGCCAAUAUUAUUUUUGUCAAUAGAAUUACCCCGAAAAACAAACAACAUGGAAGGCCUAGAAUCUUAAUUGCACGAUUGUCAUCGCGCUUAUUAAAAGACAAUAUUAUCUCAGGUGCACGCAAAUUGCGUUUGACUACAAAAGACUUAGGCGUGAGUGGAGAAGUGAAACCUGUUUACGUCAAUGAUAACCUGACGCCUCAGAACAAACUACUGUUAAAAAAGUGCAAAGAAACAGCAAAAAUAAAGGAAUUUCAAUAUGUUUGGACAAAACACGGAAAAGUUUAUAUCAGAAAAAACGAUACCAGUCCUUUGAUUCAGAUUUUAGACGAGGAAGACAUGAAAAGGAAGAUAGCCUAG
Molecule: messenger RNA, 978 nt
Organism: Achroia grisella
Lineage: Eukaryota; Metazoa; Arthropoda; Insecta; Lepidoptera; Pyralidae
Exons: 1
Coding region: 1-978 (325 amino acids)
Source: RefSeq, a predicted model, not a curated record